UGCAUGGGAGGUGGACAGGUUAUCCCGCAUCUUGAAAAGUGGGUUGCCAUUUAUGACAAGCAAGUCCUACCCUUUCUCACCCUCGAAACCGUUAGAUUUCUGAACGGAAUCCCGAGGCCUUUACCAAAAUGGCAAAAGACUGUCAGCGUGGUAGAAGAAUGUUCCGUGGCAACUCUAGAGAAGAUAGCGCUGGAGGAGGAGGUAACGCGGAUGAAGGCCACGCGCGAGGAUAAGCAUCCAUCAAAUCACAGGCGACCGUGGUCGCCCACUAUAAUGCCGAUGAUGUUCAGUUGGGAUGAUUACUAUUGAUUAGAUGAAGCCAGCGAUGAACGAUGAAGGACAGACCU
Molecule: messenger RNA, 347 nt
Organism: Priapulus caudatus
Lineage: Eukaryota; Metazoa; Priapulida; Priapulimorpha; Priapulimorphida; Priapulidae
Exons: 3
Coding region: 4-309 (101 amino acids)
Source: RefSeq, a predicted model, not a curated record